This is a messenger RNA of Fragaria vesca subsp. vesca, 428 nucleotides long. RefSeq names its product auxin-induced protein 5NG4-like. Bases 9 to 416 code for a protein of 135 amino acids. Gene Ontology annotation, cellular component: plasma membrane. The record is from RefSeq and is a predicted model, not a curated record. The transcript is spliced from 2 exons. Gene Ontology annotation, molecular function: transmembrane transporter activity. Lineage: Eukaryota; Viridiplantae; Streptophyta; Magnoliopsida; Rosales; Rosaceae.
CAACAUUCAUGACCCUCUACAAAGGCAUUGCUGUAAUUACAACUCACACUAAAAGCUCCCAUCAAACUGCAGCUACCUCAAAAUCAUCCACAGAUGCAGACUGGAUAAAGGGCUCCCUUGUCCUUAUUGUUGCAUAUAGUUCAUUAGCAGCAUUCUAUAUCUUACAGACAUCAACAAUCAAAAUGUAUCCAGCACCAAUCACUCUUACAUCACUGACCUGCUUAUCUGGGACACUGCUCUCAACAAUCAUGGCAGCAAUUCCAGAUCACAAAGCCUCUUCUUGGAAGUUAUCAUGGAACACAAUUCUUGCUCCUAUGUAUAGCGUAAGAAAUCGGUCACACGUACUAUCUCAUGCCUAUGAUUUACUGUCUAUGAAAAUUAUUUUGAUGAGGUACAAUGUUUGCAGGGAAUUGUGAUUAUUGGAAUCU